UCAUGUUUAAUGCAGAGGCUGGCAAAGAAUUCCAGGCCAAAGAAAGAAUAUACAAAGGUCAACUCAAGAGAUGUUUAUCAUCAAAAUUGUCUGCAGACCUUGGCAGGUUGCUGCAGGAGGAGCUGGAAGCAGAUGUUUGUCUUUGUGCUGGGUCCAGUUCACUAAGGGUGCACAGGGCCUUACUUUUAGCCAGAGCCCCACACAUCCUCAAGGGGGCUCAUAAAGACCAUGGCACCAUCCACUUACCUGGUUAUAAAAGCACAGAGCUCAAAGACUUAAUCAGGCGAGUGUACACCGCAGAUGAGCGCAUGUACUCGCCUGGAUUAAUCCCAGAUGCUGAGAGCUGCACGUCGCCCUGUAAACCGUCUGUUCCCCAACCAGCAGACCUUCAUAUUUCCACUGACUUAGACACUGUUGUCCUGGAGUCGGCCUCUGGGCUUGGAGCAGACUUGUUGGAGCUGUACCAGAGAGGAGAGCAGUGUGAUAUCACUAUCCAAGUGGGGGAGCAGGCCUUCUCCUGUCAUAGGGCGAUCUUGUGUGCACGAUCUCGGUAUUUCCGAGCCAUGCUGAGUGGGAGUUGGAUGGAGAGCUCCAGACAGUGCAUCACUCUACACGGGUAAGACUCUAGCUUGGGCCCGGAGGAGAUGGAGAUUCUGCUCCAAUUUAUGUAUGGCGCCAUAAUGGACUUGCCUCUCAGAGCCUGUGCUAGUCAGGUGGUGUUGGCUGCUGACAUGUUGGAUCUGGAGGGGCUUAAGGAUGUAGUGGAGAUGAUUUUGAUCAGAGACUACUGCCGCUUCUUCCCCAAGCCAGUCGAUGGAGUACAGAAGACUAUCCUAGAGUGCCUAUCCAUUACCCAUGCCCUCAGCUUUAAAAGCCUCCACAUGAUGUGCAUGAAGUGGGUUGCUGAACACUUUGUAAAGAGCUGGUCUGAGAAGAAUUUUUCCGUCCUGACCUGUGAUUUCCAAAGAGACUGUCUAAAAGCUGUGACUGCAGCCAUGACUGUCCAGAACAUGGUGACUGUGCUCUGUGGCAGUGAACAGCUGAUUGACAGUCUCCCUGAGGUAAAAUGGGCCAAACAGGUGAAGAGUUUAGCCAUAGAGCUGCAGGAAGAGAGCCUGCGUGUCAUUGUCCAACACCUCCCCAAGGUCAUUCACACGUACGCCUUCCACGAUCUACGUAAGAGGGAAGAGUUCACCAGAGAGCCCACACUGUUGAAGAAGCUGUGUUCAGCCAUCAGAGAAAAUGUGAAUGUGGACAACUGCUGUGAUCUCUUCAAUGCAGUGGACUCCCUGUGCGGGGAGGAGAAAUCUCCCCAGGAGGAUGGACUGCAAAGAGAAGAGGAGCCGUUCAGGCAGGAGAUUUGUACUCUCCGUACUCGGCUGUGGACCUUCCUGCUCCAGUCAUUCUACGCCGUCCGCCAUACACAGGGAUGGGAGACAUUACCAUCCAAACACCAAGAGAGGAUAUUGGCAGCUGCUCUUGAUAAAGGGGACAACCGAAGACUUGGUAAAAAACCCAUAUUUACAAGCUCACAGCCCAGGGCAGCAAAAUGUCCUUCAUCUGCUCCUGAAAGACCUCCUGUGCACAGGAUCCAGAGGACCUCCAAACAAGCAAAUCCUUCCCCUCACUGUGCUGAAUCAGCCAUGAAGUCUGAUGGACUGGGUACACCUACCAAACCAGGAGACGGUCAUGCAUCCAAGGCGAAGAAUGUGAAAACCAAGCCAGGAGAACGAAGUACAGCACUAAAAGCAAAGACUGCUCCCUCUGUCACACCAGUUGUCAAUGGUACAGGAGCCCCAGUCACCAGGCGGGACACAGCUACUGCCAAUGGGCCUAGAAGCUCCUCUGGAGUUAAGGAGCAGGAUAAAAAGCCUAAUCCAGGUGCCAGGCCCAAAACCUCUCCCCCAGGCUCCACAUCCACAAGCCAGGCCAAGCCAACGAAGGUUUCAAAAUGCUCAGUGGGAAAGGCAGACAGUAAUGCUUGUAGCACCCAGCCUCAGCCAAGCACCGCAUCCACAUCAGGCAACACCUCACCAGAAAACAGUGCUGGGAGCCCACACAACAGCAGCCAUUCCAUCCCAGGUGCCAAGACCAAACACCAAAUCAAGGUGGUUAACAAAUCUCCACUGACAAAACCUCAGAAAUCAGACUCAACAAAGACCAACAGCCCUACCAAUAGGCUAAGUGUGCGUGAGAGUGGCAAAGCCAAGUCAGAUGCAGGAGAGAAAAUAUCAAGUGUAAUGACAACACCCAGGGCAGACACAAAGGGAAGAAGUGCGUCAGUAGUAUGUUCAGGGGAAAGCCAAGCCUCCAGACAUGGAUCCUCCAUGAGAAAGCCUGCCUCCCCCAGGAAAGAAGAAAACAAGGAUGGGUUGAAAUCCUCAGCUGCAGAAAAAACAACCACUGAAGCGCCAAGGAAGAAGAUACCAAAAACUACUCCGUCAUCUGGAGCCACAGCAAAAUCUACUUCUAGACAAGCAAAAGCCUCUUCAGCCCCCUCCAAACAGUCUUCGCUGGCAGCUGCCAAACCAGGACAAAAGCUGAAAAGUACUACCGAACUAUCUGCAGAGAAAACUUCCCCAAAAUGUGGAGGAACUAUGAAAAGUUCUGCAGCUACUUCCUCAAAGAAACAAGGAACCAAAGGAAAAGAAAUUAUGAAUGAUAAAAAUCUGGACUGUAAAACUACACUUGUUUCAGCUGCUAAAGCUGCAGAAGAAAAAGAUAACUCUACCAGGCCAGCGUCAUUGGACCAAACCACAGCACAGGGGACCAAGCCACCAAGCCAAGGUGAUGCAGAUUCACUUAGCCUUCCCUUAAGUUCAAGUCCUAAGCAGAAUCUUCAAAUGACCACAACACAGCAAGGAGAAAACAGCACAGGAGUUGAGUCCACUAUUCCACAUACAAAUGACAAUAUUCCCAGUGACAAUUCUGUCAGUACGGAAACUUGCAAACAGACAGAUGGGAGUAAACGGAGACAGUCUCUAAGCUCUGCCAUUCCUGUCAGUGGAGGCCAGGUCCAUGAGCUGAGCACUCAAAAUGCCCAAAGAGACACUGAACUCCCCAUUGACACUCCCUGUAGCAUGGAGAGCACAGACACCCUGUUAGAGGACUCUUGGAGUGGCAUCCAUCAUCAGGUCAGUCCAGAAUCCGAGACCGGUAGCAACACAACUUCCUCUGAUGACAUCAAGCCCCGCUCAGAGGACUACGAUGCAGGGGGCUCCCAAGACGACGACUGCUCCAAUGAUCGUGGCGUGUCGAAAUGUGGCACCAUGCGCUGUCAUGACUUCCUAGGCCGCAGCAGCAGUGAUACAAGUACUCCAGAAGAGUUGAAGAUGUAUGAAGGCGGGACAGGGUUGAGGGUGGAGGUCCGGCUCCGGGGGCGAGAGGCAGAGACCACCAGUGAAGAGGAGGGAGUGAGAAGACGCCCUCAUUCUUGGCUACACAGAGACGAGAUCCCUGUGGACAAGGAGCCUUCAGAGGUUGAGGCAACUAUCACGGUAAAGAGUGUACCUGACCACCAGCUUUUCUCUUCUGAGGAGGAGGAAGAAGACGAGGAGGAGGAAGAGGAGACAGAGGACGAGAAGUCAGAAGUUGAGGUUAUACCGGGGCAGGGCCCUCUGCCACCCACUGAGCCCUUACCCCACUUUCAGGGAAUUAUCAACCUGGCUUUUGAUGAUGAUGGUGGGGAUCAGGAGAACGAGCAGCCUGACUAUCAGUCAAGCUCAAACUUCCGCCGCUCGGUCCUUCUAUCUGUUGAUGAGUGUGAAGAGUUGGGCUCAGAGGAGGGCGGCAUCCAAACUCCACCACAACACUCUAAUGACGUCGUGACGCCUUGUGAUGUUUUUGAAAGUGACUCUAUAGCUCCUCAGCACAAUUCUGUGCCUCCCAUAGAGCAACAGAAUCACCUGUUGGAUCACCUUAAGAGCACGACUCUUCAGGACAAACAACACAGCAGUGAACAGGAAUUAAAAACCAAUGUAUUCCUCACAGAGAUCCAGGUGUCUUUAGGGAAGGAGUGCAGUGUUAAUCAGGUGGAUGAAAAAGAGUCCAGUGGCCCACCCACAGACCUUGACACUAGAGACCUCCCUCCCCAAGAGCGGCCAUGCCAUCUGGACCUCAGACACACUGAGCAGUACAGCAACGGAGGGCUACGCAAGAACACCUCCAAGCCCUCAAACAGCAAGAGAGCUGAUUUACAUCUAGACUUAAAUGAGCCUCAGCUGACAGGGGAAUCCCCUGUACAUGCUGCACAAUCCCCGUCAGGGGACAUUGGUUGUGACAGAUUGGAUCAAUCCUGCAAACAUGACCGGCGACCAUCCAAAGCCUUGUCUCCCAUUUACGAGAUGGAUGUGGGUGAAGCCUUUGAGCCCUGCUUGGACAAGGACAGGAGUAAUGUACUGCAGGGGGAGGAAGAAAAGCAGACAGGGAAUGAUGAUGAAAGCAAUGAGUUUGCAGAGCGGGACUGGAAUCUGCUCAGGCAGCUCCUCUCAGAACAGGAGUCCAGUCUGGGCAUCAUAAACCCUGUGCCUGAGGAGCUCAACCUGGCCCAGUACCUAAUAAAGCAGACACUGUCACUAUCACGUGACUGCUUGGAUACGCAAGCCUUCCUGUCUCGUGAGAAGGAAACCUUCAAACGUUGGGCGGAGCUCAUCUCGCCCAUGGAGGACUCCACCACCAGCAUCACUGUGACCAGCUUCUCGCCAGAAGAUGCAGCAUCUCCACAGGGAGAAUGGACGAUUGUGGAACUGGAAACACAUCACUGACAACACAAAGGCGAGCCUGCCAGGCAGUCGAUGCCUUUUCUAUGACUUUAAACGGCUUCUUCAGUGUUGUCUUAAGAAAUCUCUUUCUCUCUCCUCUUUUUCUGUCUCGCCCUCUCUCUCUCUCAGCUUCUGCAUUGCCGUUUUUCUAAAUUUCAGUUUUUGUCCUUCGCAGCUGCAGCUUAUUUGCAUUUCUCAUAUCUAUGCCCAAAUCGGACUGUCUAGGCACAAAUGGGCUGUUAUGCAUGUGGUUAUUUUUGUAUGUUUAACUGUUUAUUCCAUGUUGUUUCAAAGCUCUAGAAAAGAAGUAAAACACAUUUCUUUGUCGAGGCACUCUAUACAGUGUUUGACUGGAUUUCUGAAAGAAAAAGAAAAACAUGUUAGCCCCUCUUGGCUUGGGACAUAUUGAUGAUAAUAAAGCUUUGU
Molecule: messenger RNA, 5186 nt
Organism: Lampris incognitus (smalleye Pacific opah)
Lineage: Eukaryota; Metazoa; Chordata; Actinopteri; Lampriformes; Lampridae
Gene: btbd8
Product: BTB domain containing 8
Exons: 18
Molecular function (GO): protein binding
Source: RefSeq, a predicted model, not a curated record